AUGGACGAUGUAGAGGCUGAGCUCGUCAAUGAGCUCGAAUUUCAGUACUAUGGUUUUUCCCCAUUUGGGUUUGUGGACACAGUUUAUAAUGAUUGUGUGCAAUCAUGGGUGGAAGCAGUUGAGGAGGUAUUCUCUUCACCCCCUUUCUCCGAAAUGGAGGACAAAGAGGGCUAUGUGGCAGAGAUUAUUAAGAUGUUUUUCCAUAAUAAGGGUAUAAAAGAAGCAACAGAUAUCUUAACGGCAGGUAUUUAUGGGUUUUUCAAGGAACGGAUUCUGAGAUACGUUCUUCGUAUUCCUCGCCACGUUACUCUGCCUGAACAUGAGUAUACUCAUCAUCUUCUAUUCUCCGAUGACCCUGACGUGCAGGAGCUCAAUCGUCAGAACGCUAAGCUUGCAAAAUGCAUUGUUGAGUACCGCACCACCCUGACGGAGUUGAACGAGCGGAUCCAGGAAGCCAAUAAUGCUGCGGAAGUUUUAACAACGCUGAUAGAACAAUUGGAAAGAAUAUCUUUGGAUGUUACAGACGAUCCUGUCGGCGGUUCUGAUGUCAGCUCCCCAGUCAUAAGCUAG
Molecule: messenger RNA, 570 nt
Organism: Angiostrongylus costaricensis
Lineage: Eukaryota; Metazoa; Nematoda; Chromadorea; Rhabditida; Metastrongylidae
Source: the annotation of a GenBank genome assembly